Molecule: messenger RNA, 3632 nt
Organism: Ziziphus jujuba (common jujube)
Lineage: Eukaryota; Viridiplantae; Streptophyta; Magnoliopsida; Rosales; Rhamnaceae
Product: pentatricopeptide repeat-containing protein At4g30825, chloroplastic
Exons: 2
Coding region: 264-2984 (906 amino acids)
Molecular function (GO): protein binding
Source: RefSeq, a predicted model, not a curated record
AAUAAAAGAAUCAAAAGCAGGAAUCAAAAAUAUCAAAUGAUAGCGCUUACUUUCCUCCACUGCUUCUACUUCAUUAUCUUGAAGGAAUGCCAACUCCUCCCAACACCCAGACCAAGAACACUCGCCCACACACUCCUCUCGUGGGUUUUGUAUUUUCACUUCAACAGGAUAGUUCCCAAGUUGAAUUCCCACUUCAUCUUCCUCUUACUUUUACAAAUUCCAAAAUCAGUUGAUUACAUACAGCAAUAUUGCUUCUGGGUUUUAUGGCUUCUCUCAAAAUUUCCAUUUGUUUGGAUGCAUUUGAUUCAAAAAGGUCCAGUUCCAAGGUAAGCUCUCGCUAUCUUCAUGUGACUAGAGCUUGUAUAGUGAAUUCUCUGAACAGGGUCAGUCACGCUUCACGGUUCCGUUCUGAAUUGUCUGACAUUUCGGAGCUGAAUCUAAUUAAUGAUGAGACCACUUUGUCUAGGAAUAAUGAUUUAGUACAUGAGAGUCUUGUUGAGCAAAACAGAAACUUUAGACGCCAAGAAGAGAACAGGUUUUGUAGUGUAAAGAAAGAGGCUAAAAGAGAUGUGGGUUCGAAAUUUAGUUUGAAAAGGAAUAAGUGGGAAAGGGAAUUAGAGGUUUUGUUUGUAAAUGAUGGUGAAAUGGAUGUUAAUUACUCUGUUAUUGGGUCUGACUUGAGCUUGGAGCAUUGUAAUGCUAUCUUGAAGCGGCUUGAAAGGUUUAGUGAUAGCAAAGCUCUCAAAUUCUUUCAGUGGAUGAGAAGUAGCGGAAAGUUACUGGGCAAUGUGAGUGCUUAUAAUUUAGUUUUUCGAGUGCUGGGCCGACGAGAAGAUUGGGAUGAAGCUGAGAGGAUGUUUAGGGAAGUGAGUACUGAUUUGAGUUGCGAGCUGAAUUAUCAGAUUUUUAACACCCUUAUUUAUGCAUGUUGUAAAUUUAGGCGUGUUGAGUUGGGAGCCAAGUGGUUUAGGAUGAUGCUGGAACAUGGGGUUGAGCCAAAUAUUGCAACGUUUGGUAUGCUUAUGGGACUUUAUCAGAAGGGUUGGAAUGUUGAGGAAGCAGAGUUUACUUUUUCCCAAAUGAGGAAUUUUGGAAUUGUUUGUCAUUCUGCAUACUCAGCGAUGAUAACCAUUUAUACCCGUUUGAAUUUAUAUGAAAAAGCAGAAGAGGUUAUAGACUUCAUGAGAGAAGAUAAAGUGAUAAUGAAUUUGGAUAAUCAGUUGGUAAUGCUCAAUGCUUAUUGCCAGCAGGGCAAAUUAGAUGAGGCUGAACUUGUAUUGGUCUCAAUGCAAAAAGAUGGUUUUGCACCCAAUAUUGUUGCAUACAACACAUUGAUAACUGGGUAUGGGAAGGCAUCCAAGAUGGAUGCUGCUCAACGGCUAUUUGCAUGCAUUGAGAAUGUUGGUUUGGAACCUGAUGAAGCAACUUACCGCUCCAUGGUUGAAGGUUGGGGUCGAGCCAACAAUUAUAAAGAGGCAUUUGGGUUCUAUCAGAAGCUCAAGCAGUUAGGAUACAAGCCUAACUCAUCCAACCUGUACACACUCAUAAACUUGCAAGCCAAACAUGAGGAUGAGGAGGGUGCUAUCAACACUCUUGAUGAUAUGCGGAUGAUUGGAUGCCAGUAUUCCUCCAUUCUUGGAACUCUUCUGCAAGCAUACGAGAGGGCUGGAAGGAUUGAUAAAGUUCCUUUCCUUUUGAAGGGUUCUUUUUAUCAGCACAUUCUUGUCAACCAGAAUUCUUGCUCCAUUCUUGUCAUGGCUUAUGUGAAACACUGCUUGGUGGAUGAAGCUAUCAAAGUGAUGAGGGACAAAGAAUGGAAGGAUCCACAUUUUGAGGACAACUUAUAUCAUUUAUUAAUUUGCUCAUGUAAAGAGUUGGGUUAUCUUGAAAAUGCUGUAAAAGUAUACUCUCAUAUGCCAAAAUAUACCGACAAGCCAAACAUGCACAUUACGUGCACAAUGAUUGACAUUUAUAGUGUCAUGGGUCUAUUCAAAGAAGCAGAGAAACUAUAUCUGGAGUUGAAAUCUUCGGGAAUUGCCUUGGACAUGAUUGGCUUUAGCAUUGUUCUAAGAAUGUAUGUAAAAGCAGGAUCUUUGAAUGAUGCUUGUGCAGUUCUAGAUGCAAUGGACAAACAAAAGGGUAUUGCUCCAGACAUUUAUCUGUUCCGCGACAUGCUCCGUAUAUAUCAACGGUGUGCUAUGCAUGAUAAGUUAUCAGAUCUGUACUAUAAAAUUUUGAAGAGUGGAGUGGAUUGGGAUCAGGAAAUGUACAAUUGUGUCAUAAACUGCUGUGCUCAUGCUUUGCCAAUUGAUGAGAUUUCCAGGCUUUUUGAUGCGAUGAUUCAACGUGGUUUUGUUCCUAAUACAAUUACCUUCAAUGUCAUGCUUGAUCUUUAUGGAAAAUCCAAGCUUUUCAAGAAGGCUAGGAAGUUGUUCUGUAUGGCGCAAAAAUGGGGCUUGGAUGAUGUGAUCUCUUACAAUACUAUGAUAGCUGCGUAUGGGCGAAAUAAAGAGUUUGAACAGAUGUCCUCAACAGUUCAAACAAUGCAAUUUAAAGGAUUUUCAGUUUCCCUUGAGGCAUACAAUUCUAUGUUGGAUGCUUAUGGGAAAGAGAACCAAAUGGAGAAUUUUAGAAAUGUCUUGCGGAAAAUGAAGGAGUCAAGUUGUACUUCUGACCAUUACACGUACAAUAUUAUGAUCAAUAUUUAUGGACAACAAGGAUGGAUUGAUGAAGUUGCUGGCAUUCUCACAGAAUUGAAAGAAAGCGGACUCAAACCUGAUCUUUUUAGCUAUAACACCUUGAUUAAAGCAUAUGGAGUUGCAGGAAUGGUUGAAGAUGCCGUAUGUCUAGUCAAGGAAAUGAGAGAAAAUGGCAUUGAACCUGAUAGAAUAACCUAUGUUAAUCUGAUUAAUGCAUUGAGGAAGAAUGAUGAAUUUCUAGAGGCAGUUAAGUGGUCCUUAUGGAUGAAGCAGAUGGGAAUGUAGACUUUGCAAGGCCGACACUCAUUAUUUCUGCCUUUUCACUUUCGAGCCUUGCCACAUAAAUUCAGCCUGACUUCAGAUUUUUCACUUUCGAGCCUUGCCACAUAAAUUCAGCCUGACUUCAGAUUUGUCUCCAUCUCUUCAUGGCUGAAUGGUUCUGCUAUUUCUUUCAAAGAUAGACCUCUCAUUUUCCAAUGCUGGUAAGUCUCUGAGUCCACAUGUUCUGGACAAUCAAGUAAACCCGCAGUUCUGGAAAUUAGUUGGUAAUUAUUUAAUGGUGGAUAGAGGAUCAUGAAGGAUUAUCUGGUGAAAUUCAAAGAGAAACACUGGAAGUUUUGCUUAUUGAAGAGUGGUACCAAAGGUGAAGCUCUCGCGAGUCAAUUUGCAGACACUAAAAUGCCAAACCAAGGAGAGUCUUCCUGCAAUUUCGUUUGCAAGUAAAUAAUAUCGGGACACUUACCUUCUAUGUUCAUCACAACUCAAUGUGUUGAAAAGAUUCCAGUCCUGUUUGUGUUUUCCUGCUAAAGUGUGGUAACCUAUUGUAGGAGCAUUAUUACAUUUCCUUGUUGAGUUGGAAUGUUGUUUAUUUUUGUAUGAAUAUUUAUGCUUACAAAAGUAAAAUUCGUUGCUCUUUUCACGUUCAGUAGAAAA